CAGCAUCCCAUCCCCCAAAAUAAGAACAACAGACACGCGCUUGCCAAGUCUGACAAGGCGAGGAGUGAAAGUGGACUGCGGGACUCUUCGCUUUCACUUCGCUCUCGAGAAAGUUGAGAGGGCGCGGCGAGCCAUGUAGCCGACACCUGACACCACAGGAGACAGAAGUUCAGAAUGGACACCAUUACCGUCACCCCUAAGGGAGCCUCGCUGGCCUCGCCCAAGGUCGUCAAGAACUCCAAGGGGGCUAUUGUGCCGAGCAGCCAGAUGGCAUAUGUUGAGUAUGGCUGCGAGCACAUGCGAGACAUGAUGGAGAAUGCCCGGAAGCUCACCCUCCACAACUACAGAGCUAUCCUGCAAGACAUCCACGAGAAGCCGAGCGUGAUAGCUCAGACCCACAGGACGCCUGCUGCUGGCGACGGCCGGCCCGUUGUCGCCCUCAGACCCGUCUAUCUAUGUCUCCAGUGUCCGAGUGUGCUACCCGAGGCCGAGAGGGACCAGCAUGUGGAGGCGAAACUACACUGCUUCUCUGUCGAGUCUCGGGACGGGCACAUCUACUGCGGGAAUUGCCAAGAUUUCAUCUACGACCCUGACCUAGAGCUUCGGAGACUUCAGAAAGGCAAGAAACGCAAGCAUGAAGACCCCAUCACCACCGACGAGGUUAAACUCAUCGUGAACAACUCCACCUUCCUCCCCUGUCGAGCGAUCGGGCUCCGCGGCCUCUACAACAUGGGACAGACAUGUUUCAUGAGCGUCAUACUCCAGACUCUAAUACAUAAUCCGUUCAUCCGGAACUUCUACCUCGCAGAAGGACACCGGACCGUCGACUGCGAGAAGGAGGCAUGCGUGAGCUGCGCAUUGGACGAAAUGUUCGUCGAAUUUCACUCGGUUGAAAAGACUGAGGGCUUUGGCGCCGUCAGCAUGCUCCUGGGCAGCUGGCUGGCCGCGGAGGCCCUCGCAGGCUACCAACAGCAAGACGCCCACGAAUACAUGCAAUUCAUCCUCAACGCGCUCCACCUCCAGAACGGCGGCUCAUCGGAUUGCGACUCCGAUUGCAAAUGCAUAGUGCACCGGACCUUCUACGGAAAGCUCUCAAGCACAGUGACCUGUGAUAAAUGUCGGAAUGUGACAGCAACUUUGGAUCCGUAUAUGGACUUGAGUCUGGACGUUCGGAAUCAGUCCAAGAAGCGGAAAUUGAAUCUGCAGGAGAGCAAUGGAGACGACUCCUUCUCUCCGUUGGAUCUGAGAGAGUGCUUGGAGAGAUUCACUAGUAGGGAGAAACUGGCGGCAACUGAGUACACAUGCCAGAAUUGCGAUGGUCAACAGACUGUGACAAAGCAGUUGAGUAUCAAGAGGUUGCCGCCUGUUCUCCCUAUUCAUCUAAAGCGCUUUGAGCACAUGAAAUCCACAUCCUCCAAGAUCGAAACGAAAGUCAAAUUCCCCAUGAAGCUCGACCUCUACCCCUACACCACACAAUAUAAGGCCUCGCAAACGAAAGCCGCGAAGAUGUCCGGACAAUCGAAUACAAAUUACAACAUCAACACCCCAGCUCAUAGCAUACCGUACGAGCUUUCCAGCGUUAUUGUGCAUAAAGGCAAGAUGGACUCGGGACACUACGUCAGUUAUUCGAGAGAAGGGAAUGAUUGGUUCCUCUUCGAUGAUAGUAAAGUCGUUCUCGUGAGCGAGAAAGAGGUCCUAGGCGCGGAGGCGUAUUUGUUGUUCUACAUGGUCGGAGCUUUGGAGGUCUGAGGAAGAGUUGGGUGGACACACCUAGUUGUAUAGUACUAUCUGGACUGGAAGUAGUAUGGGCACUACCUACCUACAUUUGCAGGUGCAUCUUUCGGCGUUUUUUGGGGAGAGGGUUUUGGGCAUCGGAUUGACAGGGGGUCGAGUUUUCUUUCUCAUUCCAUUCUAUGGCAUACAUCUUGUGUCUAGAGAUGAGUAUGGCGUAUGAGGCUAUGUCGUGAGCUUGGGCUCUACUGGGGCUUCAUGUUUGUUUGCUUUGUUCGGAGAGGGAAGGGGGAUGUUUUGUUUAGUUUGCUCCACUGAUUGGCAUGGUGGAGCCACAGAUGUAGGAUAUUAUUGCUGGAAGCGCGAUAUGAGUAUGAACAUGGGUAAUGC
This is a messenger RNA of Lindgomyces ingoldianus, 2121 nucleotides long. Its product is annotated as ubiquitin carboxyl-terminal hydrolase-like protein 22. The transcript is spliced from 6 exons. The record is from RefSeq and is a predicted model, not a curated record. The coding region runs from base 175 to 1749 and encodes 524 amino acids. Gene Ontology annotation, biological process: protein deubiquitination. Lineage: Eukaryota; Fungi; Ascomycota; Dothideomycetes; Pleosporales; Lindgomycetaceae. Gene Ontology annotation, molecular function: cysteine-type deubiquitinase activity; zinc ion binding.